Homalodisca vitripennis (glassy-winged sharpshooter) is the source of this 1446-nucleotide messenger RNA. Its product is annotated as adenylate cyclase, terminal-differentiation specific-like. The transcript is spliced from 5 exons. The record is from RefSeq and is a predicted model, not a curated record. Lineage: Eukaryota; Metazoa; Arthropoda; Insecta; Hemiptera; Cicadellidae. Bases 1 to 1377 code for a protein of 458 amino acids.
AUGGAUUGUCUUCUUAAGGACUCCUUGCUGAAUCGCUUCCGUGCAGGGUUUCUUCUCAUCUCUGCUGCCCUUGUGGCCGUUGCCUUAGGAGAGGUUCCAUCUCCUCCCGCGGGAUGGCGACCUUCUGGCCGCCUGCUACUCCUCCCUGCACGCUUGGAAUAUCCCCCAGCCGUUGAGGCCAACGCUACCCAACACCCAAAAGAAACUCAGUCAGACGAGAGCCAGCCUGAGAGAUUGUUGGACAGCGGAGAGUACUACGUGCUGCUGCCGGAUGGUCGUCUGCAGAUGGUCAAGUACACGACAGCUGCUCUCCGGGAGGACCAGGAGCAACAGACUCAACAAUUCCAGCAGCCUCAGCAGUUUCAACCCCAGCAACAAUUCCAGCAGUCUCAGCAAUUCUAUCAGCAGCAACAAUUCCAACAGUCUCAGCAGUUCCAGCAGCCUCAGCAAUUCCAGCAGCUCCAGCAGCAGGGUGCGCUCCAGCCAGAACUCCAGUAUGUCCAGUUUCCUCUGCCCGGUUCCCAGUACACUCAGACAAAGCUAGAGUACAAGACUCCAGAGGUGGAACAGAAGGCAGAGAAUUUGGAAGAAGAACCCAAGGCAGUCGUCGGAUUCGAAGCCAAUGUAGAGUACCGUGACGUGAAACCCAUCUCUGCCCCCAUCUACGCCUAUAACCCUACACCUCUUGUGCGAAUCCUCAAGAGAUUUCUUCUCAUCUCUGCUGCCCUAGUGGCCGUUGCUUUAGGAGAAGUUCCAUCUCCACCCGCAGGAUGGCGACCUUCUGGCCGUCUGUUACUCCUCCCUGCCCACUUGGAAACACCCACUGAGGCCAACGCAACCCAACUCCCAAAAGAGACUGAGUCAGACGAGAGCCAGUCUGAGAAAUUGUUGGACAGCGGAGAGUAUUACGUGCUGCUGCCGGAUGGUCGUCUGCAGAUGGUCAAGUACACGACAGCUGCUCUCCGGGAGGACCAGGAGCAACAGACUCAACAAUUCCAGCAGCCUCAGCAGUUUCAACCCCAGCAACAAUACCAGCAGUCUCAGAAAUUCUACCAGCAGCAACAAUUCCAACAGUCUCAGCAGUUCCAGCAGCAGCAACAGUACCAGCAGCCUCAGCAAUUCCAGCAGCUCCAGCAGCAGGGUGCGCUCCAGCCAGAACUCCAGUAUGUCCAGUUUCCUCUGCCCGGUUCCCAGUACUCUCAGACGAAGCUAGAGUACAAGACUCCUGAGGUGGCACAGAAGGCAGAGAAUUUGGAAGAAGAACCCAAGGCAGUCGUCGGAUUUGAAGCCAAUGUGGAGUACCGUAACGUGAAACCCAUCUCUGCCCCCAUCUACGCUUACAACCCUACACCUCUUGUGCGAAUCCUCAAGAGAUAAACAAAUCAAUAAAAUAAUUUAAUUGUAAUAUUUAUUGAAUUCUAAAAAUUAAAUAACUGGCAGUGUUUA